Messenger RNA from Pyrgilauda ruficollis (rufous-necked snowfinch), 361 nucleotides. Its product is annotated as class I histocompatibility antigen, F10 alpha chain-like. Lineage: Eukaryota; Metazoa; Chordata; Aves; Passeriformes; Passeridae. The annotation marks the transcript as partial. The record is from RefSeq and is a predicted model, not a curated record. The transcript has 2 exons. Gene Ontology annotation, cellular component: external side of plasma membrane. Gene Ontology annotation, biological process: immune response.
GGGUUGCAGCGGAGCAGCGCCAUGGCUGCAGCGCUGGGUCUGGGGGCGCUCUGGGGGCUCCUGGGGCUCCUCGGGGACCCGGGGGUGGCCACGAAAGUUCUCCAUUCCCUGCAUUACCUGGAUGUGGCAAUGUCAGAGCCCAUCCCGGGGGUCCCCCAAUUCAUGGGUAUUGGGUUCGUGGAUGGGAUCCCCUUCAUGCGCUACGACAGCGAGCGGGGCCGGGUGGAGCCGCUGACGCAGUGGAUAAAGGAUGGAGUUGGGCCGGAAUAUUGGGAGGGGCAGACCCAGAUUGCUGUGAGGACCCAGCACAUGGUUGCCAGGGAGCUGGAGACACUGCGGGAGCAGUACAACCAGAGCAGGG